This is a messenger RNA of Tripterygium wilfordii, 2169 nucleotides long. Its product is annotated as DEAD-box ATP-dependent RNA helicase 16. The coding region runs from base 131 to 1942 and encodes 603 amino acids. Lineage: Eukaryota; Viridiplantae; Streptophyta; Magnoliopsida; Celastrales; Celastraceae. The record is from RefSeq and is a predicted model, not a curated record. Gene Ontology annotation, molecular function: ATP binding; RNA helicase activity; nucleic acid binding. Gene Ontology annotation, cellular component: nucleolus. The transcript is spliced from 15 exons.
AGUUAAUUGAAUUCCACGGUUGAGAUUUAAAUCAACCAUCUAACGGUUCUCACACGCCCGUCACCACCCCUCCUUAAACCCUAAUCCUCUUCUUUUUUCACAAGCAGCCUUCUUCGGAGACUCUGAUUCCAUGGCUAAACCUAAAGACAAACCAUCAAACGAUAGCAAACACAAAGAAGAAGAAGAAGAAGAGCGAGAUGAUGAUGACAAGAGCUUCGAGGAGCUGGGUUUAGACCCUCGUUUGAUUCGAGCUCUAACCAAAAAGGCCAUAGAAAAGCCCACUCCUAUCCAACAAGUCGCCAUUCCUCUCAUACUCGAGGGCAAAGAUGUGGUUGCGCGAGCGAAGACCGGCUGUGGCAAGACUUUUGCUUACCUUCUUCCUCUGCUUCAGAAGCUCUUCACUGCUGCUAACUCCAAAAACAAGGUUGCUCCGUCGGCUUUCAUUCUGGUCCCGACUCGCGAACUGUCCCAGCAGGUUUACUCAGAGGUGGUAUCACUAGUUGAUUUAUGUCGAGUUCAGCUGAAAGUUACACAGUUGACGAGCAGCAUGCCUGUUUCUGAUUUGCGAACUGCAAUGGCGGGGCCACCUGAUAUUCUGGUCUCUACUCCUGGUUGCAUAACUAAAUGCUUGUCCGAUGGUGUGGUUCUGACAGCAUCCAUCAGCCAUUCACUUGAAAUUCUGGUGCUUGAUGAGGCAGAUCUUCUGUUGUCAUAUGGGUAUGAAGAUGAUUUAAAAGCUUUUACAGCUGUUGUCCCAAGGCAUUGUCAAUGCCUUCUCAUGUCUGCUACCUCGAGUGCUGAUGUUGAGAAACUGAAGAAGCUGAUACUACAUAAUCCCUUUAUUUUAACUUUGCCAGAAGUAGGGGAGGUUAAAGAUGAUGUUAUCCCCAAAAAUGUUCAGCAAUACUGGAUUUCAUGCAGUGCUCGGGAUAAGUUACUCUAUGCCCUUGCCCUCUUGAAGUUGGAGUUGGUUCAUAAAAAGGUUCUCGUAUUCACCAAUACUAUUGACAUGGGUUUCAGACUGAAACUAUUUCUAGAGAAGUUCGGAAUCAAGUCUGCUGUUUUAAAUGCUGAGUUGCCACAGAAUUCUCGUCUCCAUAUCCUUGAGGAAUUUAAUGCUGGGCUUUUUGAUUAUUUGAUUGCAAUUGAUGACUGCGAAACAAAAGAGAAAGAAACUGUUAAUCCGGAGAGUAAUGUUGAGUCGAGAAAGUCUAAGACGCAUAGAAAGCCAAAAUUGGAUGCUGACUUUGGGGUGGUGAGGGGAAUUGACUUCAAAAAUGUUUACACGGUAAUAAACUUGGAAAUGCCCCCAAGUGUAGCAGGAUAUGUACAUCGAAUUGGACGUACUGGAAGAGCUUUUAGUUCUGGCGCUUCUAUUUCUCUUGUUUCCACAGAUGAGAUGGAAAUAUUUGAGGAGAUAAAAUCCUUUCUUGGGGAUGAUCAAAAUGAGGACUUAAACAUUAUUACUCCAUUCUCAACGCUUACUCCAAAUGCAGUGGAGUCUUUAAGAUACAGGGCUGAGGAUAUGGCAAAGAGUGUGACAAAAAUUGCUGUUAGAGAAUCACGGGCUCAGGACUUGAGGAAUGAGAUUCUCAACUCUGAAAAGUUGAAGGCUCAUUUUGAAGUUAAUCCAAAGGAUUUAGAUCUAUUGAAACACGACAAGGUUUUGAGCAAGAAGCCGCCUGCUCCCCAUUUACGAGAUGUUCCCGACUACCUAUUGGACCGAAAAACUCAUGAAGCCAUCAAGGAGGUUAAGCUUGCUAGUGCUGCAAUGGGAAAAAGUAACAACACUCGCCGAAAAGGAUUGAAGAGAAAAUUUAGAAAAACUGGCGAUCCUCUGAAGACAUUCUCUGCGGAGGCUUCAGGAAGAGGAAACAAUCAUAGAUCGAAUAAAGGGAAAAGCAAUGAUACCUCUGGACAGAAGAAGAAAAAAGCUCAAUGAGUGACAAAUCUUGUAACAAACUGGGUUGGUUGCCCGACCCUUGCAGUUUUUUAUUAAUUUAUUAUUUCCCCAAAUAUGUAAUAUAUGGUUCACUUUUAAAUCCAAUAGCCUCUUGGAAAAUUCAUUGAUUAUGUUUUAGCGUAUUUGUGAUUAUCUGGAGAAGGCUCCUCUCACUCUGAGUUCCAAAUUAAGAGCACUUGAGCUGACCAACUCUUCUGGGUCCUGCA